GGCAAUGUACACCAAUAACAGUCCGAUUUAUUGUGAUAUUGUUGUGUUUCACAAUGUAAUAAAAUCAGGGACACCCGAACGAUAUAAGGACCCUGUUAAUGAAGCAGUGACAACUAGUUUGGUUAAUGCAGUAAUUGUCAGUGAGGGAGGAGUUGAGAAGUGUCAAUAGACAUUGAGCUAUAAGGUUGUCAUGCCUAAACGCAAGAGAUGUCCAGUAUGCCAUGAAGACUUUCCUGAGAGGAGCUUUUAUCGCCACUAUUCCAGCUACUAUGACUCGGCAACUAAUUCAUGGUUGGAUCAUGGCCAAGAGGCAGACAGAACAAUUGCCAGAGAGGAAUCAGAAAGGAGAUUCAACAAUCUUCUUGCAGAUGUUGCAAAAGCUACAGAUUUCCCUGACGCAGAAGAAGAAAAAUGUUGUGAUGACCAUGGUGGCAUUAACAUCCCAACCAGUUGUCCAACAGAUGAUGUUCCAGAAGAAAGUGAUCAGUCUUCCGGAACUGAAGACAAUGACGAUGAAGAUGAUGAUGACGAUAAUGAGCCAGAACACUGGGACAUCCCUGCUGACUGUCUGGAUGAUGACUUGGGAAUUGAUGUUCAGCCCUCCGGUCUUAAGACCAUCAACAGUUUGUUGUUUUGUGUUGUGUAUGCAAUUUUAUAUUUGCAAGCAGUACAUCAUAUAAGCGACAAUGGCAUUGAGUAUUUGUUACGAUUUUUGUUCAAGAUCUUUCAAAUUUUUGGAGCCAAUGUUAAUAACCAACUGUUAUCCGAGUUUUGUAUUGGCUUUCCACCAAGUCUGUACCUUGCAAGAAAGUUUUUGAAAUUAGAUAGAGAUGAUUUUAAAAGAUAUGCUGUUUGUACAUCCUGUCAUACUCUGUAUGAAAUUUUUGAUUGUGUUUUUGAAAGAAAUGGUGUCAGGUAUGGAAAACAAUGUCAGGCAGAAUUAAAAGUUCGUGGUAGAUAUAUUAAGUGCAACACACCUUUAGUUAAACAAGUUAUUUGUAAGGGCAACGUUCGGAAAUAUUAUCCUAUCAAAGUAUAUUGUUACAACAGUAUUAUUUCAGGGAUUGAAAGAGUUUUGAAAAGAAAAGAAAUUAAAGAAGUUUGGCAACAUUGGCGGGAUUGGGAAACUGAAACUGAACUUUUGAGGGAUGUGUAUGAUGGGAGGGUUUGGAAAAAUUUCAUGUCUUUUAAUGGGGUUCCCUUUUUGUCUGAAUUACCGAGCAUUGGAUUAAUGAUGAAUAUUGACUGGUUUCAGCCCUUUAAAAACCGUAAUGAUUAUUCAGUUGGUGUUAUCUAUUUUGUUUUGCUUAAUUUACCACGGAACAUCAGGUUUAAAUCAGAAAAUGUCAUAGUAGCAGGACUUAUUCCAGCAUUUAAGAAAGAACCACACAGUAUUAAUUCUUUUUUAAAUCCCAUUGUUGAGGAGUUACAAGUGCUAUGGAAAGGUGUACGUUUGGAAUCAAGUUUUUUAAGUGCUGCAUCUGUCUUCAGGGCAGCUUUACUUUGUGUAGCAUGUGAUAUACCUGCUGCUAGGAAGUGCUGUGGUUUUAAAUCCCACGCAGGUAGAUUAGGAUGCCAUAAGUGCUUUAAAAUUUUUCCUGGAGAUUUUGGCGAAAAAAGGGAUUAUUCUGGCUUCGAUAGGAAAAAUUGGAAACCAAGGACAAAAUCUAUUCAUAAUUUAUAUGCUAGACGGGUAAAGAAUGCAACUAGUAAAUCGCAAGCUGAAAAGUUAUCCAGAGAUUUUGGAACUUACUAUAGUGUUCUUAUUGAAUUGGAAUAUUUUGAUGCCAUUCAAUUUUGUGUAAUCGAUCCUAUGCACAAUUUGUUCUUAGGAACAGCAAAAAAAAUGUUCAAGCUUUGGGUUGAAAAAGAUAUUCUAUCAUCGGAAAGUUUAGAGAAGGUUGAGGAAAGACUAGCAUCUAUAAAUUCUUUGACGGAUAUAGGUCGAAUUCCAACUCACAUUUCUGGAAACUAUGGAGUUUUCUCUGCUGCUGAGUGGAAAAAUUGGACAACAAUUUUUUCUUUAUAUGCUCUUUGUGGUAUUUUACCAGAUAAACAUUAUAAAUGCUGGGAAAAAUUUGUCUUAGCUUGCCGGAUUCUCUGUAAGCCAUUUGUUUCAAUCACUGAUGUACAAAAAGCAGAUUUAUUAUUGUUGGAUUUUUGCAAAACAUUCGAAAAAAUUUAUUUCCUUAAAGACGUUACCUGUAAUAUGCAUUUACACAAUCAUUUGAAAGAUUGUUUGUUAGAUUUUGGACCAAUCCAUGUAUUUUGGUGUUUUUCUUUUGAAAGAUUCAACGGUGCAUUCGGGUUUUUCCACACAAACAAUAAAGCAGUUGAAAUACAAUUCAUGCGAAAGAUUAUGACAUCCAAAUUUUGCGAUUCUUUUAAAGAAGUGUUACAAUUUCAUAAUGAGUUUGGUCUAUCAGAUAUCUUCUUUGGUGAAACUCAACAGAUUGACAAACCGUGUAAGAUAACAGAUAUGAUUCAGUUCUUGAAAGCCUCUGAAGCUGUCUCAUUCCCAUUUGCUUCUGUUGACGUUAUGCAAUUUGUUUCAUUACCCAAAGUUUUUAAAGUAGUUGCUCUCGACAAAGAUGAUAUUGUUAUUUUAAUGGCUUCAUACAGAAAAAUGUUUCCAUCUGUUUCUUUAAAUGUAGAUGACAUUGGGGAAGUAAUUAAAAAGUUUGGCUAUGUCACAAUUUUAGGUGAAAACUUUGGAUCUAGACAACUUCAUAGAAAGUUAAGGUCUUCAGAUAUCUUAGCUUGUUGGGAUACAGAACCCGGUGAAAAUAUAGGCCAUCCGACAAUGGAUCUUCAUCCUUGUAGAGUAGAUUUUUAUUUUACACAUACUGCUAUUGUGCAAGGGAAGACUUUCACAAAUAUAUUUGCCAAGGUGUCUUGGUACAAAGAGUACACAGAACGAUUUAAGUAUGGAAGCGCCCUACAAAUGUGGCAUUCUGAUAAGUUUGAGUCUAGUAGACAGAACUGCUUUUUACCAGUUCAGAAAAUACACAGUAGAUUUUCAAAGGGAAUUACUGGGCAAAGCAAAGACUUAAUGUGCGUCUGCCCAAUUCCUAGACGGGUUUUAAGUGAAAAUGACAAGUAACAGAAAACAUUUAACAGAGCUGUUUUGAAAUACACAAAUGUAUGUGUGCCGGGAUAUAUAUAAAGUAGGGUCAUUAGCUGAAUCUUGAACUAAGGACAAAUAAUUAUGCUUUUGGAGUAGAAAUCAAGAUUUCUUGAUGUACUAUCUUGUCAUAGUGCUACUCCAAAACAUGAAUUAUUUAACUUAUUUUUGUACUGUUUAUUAUAUGUAGACUUUUAUAUAAUUGUAUAGCCUCUUAUUUUUCAUAUGCUCAUGCUCAUGCAUUGUAUCUUGAACAUUUGAUAGUCUAGCAUGCUUUUGGAGUAGAAAUCAAGAUUUCUUGAUGUACUAUCUUGUCAUAGUGCUACUCCAAAACAUGAAUUAUUUAACUAAUUUUUGUACUGUUUAUUAUAUGAAGACUUUGUAUAAAUUGUAAAGACUGUUAUUCUUCAUAAUGCUAAUACUCGUACAUUGUAGCUUGACCAUUUGAUAGUCUAGCAUGCUUUUGGAAUAUAAUCAAGAUUCCUUUAUGUGCUUUUUCACAACAUAUUGAACAUAUUACUUUUAUUUCUACAUGAAUUAUAUUUAGAAUUUAUUUAACAAUGCAUUGGUUCACACUUUAGUAUAAAAUUUGGAUAUGAAAUAUUAAAGUGUGAUUGGAAAAUGUUGUAGACGAUUUUUUUAAAAAAAUUUAUUCAAUGAGCAAGGGCAAUAAAUAUCAAAAAAUGUUUUUGGUGCUAGUUUGAUUUUUCAUUUAUC
Molecule: messenger RNA, 3841 nt
Organism: Saccostrea cuccullata (small rock oyster)
Lineage: Eukaryota; Metazoa; Mollusca; Bivalvia; Ostreida; Ostreidae
Exons: 5
Coding region: 191-3103 (970 amino acids)
Source: RefSeq, a predicted model, not a curated record